AUGAUAACGGAGCUUCAACAAAAACACAGGAACCCUUUAGUAUUCCUAGAUAUUUUAAUUGAUGGAGAGAAAGCCGGGAGAAUUGUUAUAGAAUUAAGAUAUGAUGUUGUGCCUAAAACUGCUGAGAACUUUCGUGCCUUAUGCACAGGAGAAAAGGGGAUUGGUGUUCAUGGAAAAGCACUACACUUCAAAGGAGUUAGAUUUCACAAAGCGAUCACACAAUUCAUGAUCCAGGGUGGUGAUAUCAUAAAUGGUAAUGGAACAGGUGGUGAGAGCAUCUACGGGCUGACCUUUGAAGAUGAAAACUUCAAGCUUAUUCAUGAAGCAGGCGUCCUUAGUAUGGCGAAUUCUGGUCCCAAUACGAAUGGAUCUCAAUUUUGCAUCACCAGCGUGCCUUGUCCACAACUAGAUGGUACUAAUGUUGUUUUUGGAAGGGUCUUGGCUGGCUUAGGAGUAGUUCAGGAAAUACAGAGUCUGUCUAGCGAUGAUACACCCUCAGUAGAGUGUUUGAUUGAUGACUGUGGUGAGAUAGUUGAUAUCGAUACAUGGGAUGUUUGCUGUCGAGAUGGAACUUUGGACACAUUGCCAGAACAUCCAGAGGAUAUGAGAACAAAUCUGACUAUGGAGGAGCUUGUCGAUAGUAUUCGUCGUGUGAAGGAGAGCGGUAAUGAUCUGUUUGGUGCGGGACGGUAUAAGGCCGCUGCGAGGAAAUACAGGAAAUGUAAUAGAUAUGUGACACAGGCACAAGAAAUUGGGGCCAAGGAUGGCGAGAAAUACCUGUCGGAGCUCCGUUCGUGCGGUCGUCAGAGCUGCCUCAACCUGGCCGCGUGUCAGUGUCGACUCAGAGACUACCGCGCCGCCCUCACCAGCUGCGACCAGGUGCUGCACAUGGACCCUAGGAACGAGAAGGCCCUCUACCGUCGCGGACAAGCGAACUACGCUCUGAAGAACUACGAGGCGGCUCUGAGCGACCUCAAGCUAGCGGACAAAGUGUCCCCGAGGAACAAGGCCGUGCGGAAACUACUGGAGGAAGUGCGAGCCUCAAACAAACACUACAACGACAUACAGAAACAAAGGCUGGCCAAGUUUUUUCGUGACCAAAAAGAAAAAAACACAGCGUUCGGACAUCACUGA
Molecule: messenger RNA, 1134 nt
Organism: Danaus chrysippus (African queen)
Lineage: Eukaryota; Metazoa; Arthropoda; Insecta; Lepidoptera; Nymphalidae
Source: the annotation of a GenBank genome assembly